Molecule: messenger RNA, 1899 nt
Organism: Aspergillus melleus
Lineage: Eukaryota; Fungi; Ascomycota; Eurotiomycetes; Eurotiales; Aspergillaceae
Product: phosphate transporter
Exons: 5
Coding region: 1-1899 (632 amino acids)
Biological process (GO): transmembrane transport
Cellular component (GO): membrane
Molecular function (GO): transmembrane transporter activity
Source: RefSeq, a predicted model, not a curated record
AUGCCUAAGCUUCGCACGAGGUUAUACAAGACCGAUCGAGCUCGGGAUUUCGAGCAUGAACAGGAUCGCCGCGUCCGCAUGCGACAAAUCUACGAGACGAUAGAUCGGCAAUCAUUCCAAUGGAUUGUUGUACUUGUGGCUGGGGUUGGGUUCUUUCUCGACGGAUACACGUUAUUCGCAAGUAAUAUGGCCCUCCCGAUGAUCGCCUACGUCUACUGGAGAGAAGAAACAUCCUCAAUGAGACAGACCUAUAUCAACAUCGCUACGCUGGGUGGCACACUCCUCGGACAGGUGAUGUUCGGAUAUUUGGCAGAUCGCAACGGGCGGAAGAAGAUGUACGGGGUGGAGCUGGUGCUCAUGAUCAUCUCAACCCUGGGGGUGGUGAUGUCUUCCAACGGCGAACACCAGAGCAUGGAUGUCUUUUCGUGGCUCAUCUGGUGGAGAAUAAUCGUCGGGAUUGGCGUAGGGGCGGACUAUCCCCUUAGUGCUGUGAUCACAUCGGAAUUCGCACCCACAAAACAUCGCGCGCGCAUGCUAGCCACCGUCUUCUUUAUGCAACCUCUUGGCCAAAUCGCAGGGAACCUCGUCUCCCUGGUCGUUGUGGCAGUCAGCAAGAAACAAGGAUUCGGCGACCUCACUCGCACCGUUGAUAUCAUGUGGCGAUGGGUCAUCGGGAUCGGUGUGAUUCCCGGCGUCAUUGCAACACUCUUCCGAUUCGCCAUCCCCGAAAGUCCACGAUUCCUCCUCGAAGUCGAAGAUGACCCCGUGAAGGCCGAAUUCGACGCCACCAACCUGUUCAACGAGCCCUCUUCCACAUUCACCUCCCCAUCUAUCCAAACAGAAGACAGCUGGAACCACCUCCCUCUCCCUGCUAUAUCUCUCACCAACCAGUCCAUCGACGAAGGUCGAUCUCCCUCGCAGACUGAAUUCCUUCAACCCGCCACCCUCAACUCCCACUGGCGUCUCAGCCGCCGCGACAUCAUCCAGUAUUUCUGGACAGAGGGCAACUGGCGUACUCUCGCCGGGACCUCUCUCUCCUGGCUUCUUCUAGACUUUGGUUUCUACGGCAUCGGGCUAUCGAGUCCCCAGUUCCUCGCCAAAACCUGGGGCUCGCUGAAUAUCACGGGACAAGUUCCCCCCUGGCAGACGGACGACUCUCCCGGCGCAAACCUCUACGACAUGUUCCUGAACAGCUCCACCCAUGCCCUCGUCAUCCUCAACAGCGGUAGCUUCCUCGGCGGACUCGCCCUGAUCUUAAUCAUUCAUAAGCUCGACCGAACCGGACUCCAGAAAUUUGGCUUCUUGGCCCUAGCCGCCCACUUUAUCGCCCUGGGUACCAUGUUCAUCACCGUCCAUAAAGAAGGUCCCGUCGCGGUAGCAUUAUACAUUAUCGGCCAGGCACUCUUCAAUUUCGGCCCCAACGCAACAACCUACAUCCUCCCCUCCGAGCUCUUCCCAACCCGAUACCGCGCAACAGCUCACGGCAUCAGCGCAGGCGCCGGAAAACUCGGCUCGAUCCUCGUACAGAUCUUCUCCGCCUACUACAACUUCGGCACCGGCGUCGGCGACGAACCAACCAUCCGGCACGGAUGGAUCCUAAUCGUCUUCUCCGCAUGCAUGGUUCUUGGCGCCGCGGUCACGCACUUCUGGAUUCCCGCGGUGCAGGUAAGGGCGGAUGGUGGUGGGGGAAGGGUACGAACGACGACGUCGAUGAGUGCGGGGACCGGGCGCAAAAGGCGGGGCAAAUUUUGGGGUGGGAAGACGGUUGAGUUGGAGGUUCUUGCGUUGGGGAGGAUGGGCGAGAGGAGUCUUUAUUCGGGGUGGUAUUUGGGGGGUUCCUCUGCGUCUGGGGGGAUUGGGAGUGCCGGGGCGUCGCCGUUUUUCGGUGGAGGAGUGUAA